AUGUCUUCUUUAUUAGAGAAAAAGAAAGUUGUAAGAAAAAUGGCGGAGAAAAUUUCAUCUAACAUAAUUGAGCUUUACAAUCUAAGUCACGAUCCAGAUCUCGUUCUCGCUCUUUCACGCGAAGCAUCUCCCGUUCCAGGUCCAGAUACAACCAGCAAAGAUGCCGAGAAAGAUCGUUUUCCCUUUCGCCGAUCCGUCCAGGAGGCUUUCAGCCGCAAGGAUUCGCCCGAGCAACACGGGGCUUCGUCAAAGAGCUUCCUGAAAGUAUCAAGCGCGCCUAUGAGCGCAUCCGCCGCCCGAGGACAAAAACUCGAUCGAGGAGUAAGUCAAGAAGUAGGUCCAAAAGCGAAAGAAAGAGAUCCCUCACGCCCAAGAGAAAAAAUCUCCCUCGCGAAAACGAUCACCAUCUCCAUCACGAAGUCCAUCGCCAAGCAUUGUAAAGUCCGUGAGCGAAUCUCCAAAGAAAAGAAAACCGAUAAAAAGUCCAAAGAAAGCGAAGAAGUCUCGAAAGCGGAGGUUCCGCUUGAAAAAGGAACUGAAGAGCAGUCGAAGAGUCGUAAAAAGAGCGAUAAUGUUACCCGAACUGUGGACCAAAAUAUGUCUAUCAGCAAAUGUCGUCAGCUAGUUCUCCACAGAAAGGCCGAAUUCACAACGAUAUUCUCUCAUGUGGAUCAAUCCAAACUACCAAAAGACCCUGAUGCUAUCGUUGGCGCUAGCACUGUGUCCAAGGGCAAUCUGCUCCAAGCUAUCUUCGGAGGGGAUGAAGAAGAAGAGAGUGAUAAAGAACUUGACGAGCCAGAAGCACUCAAAGCUGCUAAAAUCAAGGCGUCAAAAGAAGAUCGUAAAAACACUACUGGCAUCAAGCUCAACGAUCGGAUCACCUGGUGGGCCGAAAUGAAUGAUGGCCACGCUUCCGCGAGUUCCUCCGGAUCUGAGGGGAAAGAGAGUAAACCGAAAAAACGCAAAACUAAACGAAAAAGUAGUCCUGAAACUGUUAGUCGAACAAUCACGAUGACAGUGAAAGAGUCUCGUGGAUCAGUUGAGUCGCGCUCGACAGCUAUAUCGGCAACUAGAUCACAGUCUUCUGAAAGAAACGCUAGGGCCGCCUCCAGAGAACAAAACGGAGCAGCAUCCAGGAUUAGAACGAUAACAAGAAAGAUAUCCAGGUCGACUUCCAGGCGACGAUCGCGCUCGAGGAGAUCCAGGUCAGGAAGGUCGGGCUCGCGAAGAUCGGGCUCACGAAGGCGUUCUCAAUCGCCUAUAAUCAGAGACUCGAGAAACUUUGAAAACGGAUACAGAAGAGGAAGAUAUAUUCCAGGAAGAUCUCGUUCUCGGUCAAGAGGGCGAUCUCCAUCGCUAGAUGCUAAACGAAAGCCCUGUGUUUUCUUUUUCUCAAAAGAGGCGAAAGGAUGCAAGUGGAGCGCCAGAGAAUGUAAAUUUUCUCACAAUCAAGAUGAUUAUGAUUAUUGGAAGCGGCAAAACGGCCACGAGUUACCGAACACUGGCCUUAUCCAUCGUACAGAACCUGUUUAUCCUACAGAACGAAACCGUCGUCGUUCACGCAGCUUCUCACCAAGGCGCUAA
Molecule: messenger RNA, 1584 nt
Organism: Oikopleura dioica
Lineage: Eukaryota; Metazoa; Chordata; Appendicularia; Copelata; Oikopleuridae
Source: the annotation of a GenBank genome assembly